Messenger RNA from Aureococcus anophagefferens, 4107 nucleotides. RefSeq lists its product as hypothetical. NCBI's taxonomy places the organism in Eukaryota, Pelagophyceae, Pelagomonadales, Pelagomonadaceae. The transcript is spliced from 5 exons. Bases 361 to 3585 code for a protein of 1074 amino acids. Gene Ontology annotation, cellular component: membrane. The record is from RefSeq and is a predicted model, not a curated record. Gene Ontology annotation, molecular function: P-type transmembrane transporter activity; nucleotide binding.
AUCGGCGCGGGUCUGGUCGUCGAGUACCAGCGCCAGCUCUACGAGUACUGGGGCCCCGACGACGGCGACGACGACGAGGAGGUCGUCUACGAGGAGGUGAGCGAGGGCGAGGAGGACGAGGAGGAGGAGCUCAUCGUCGUCGACGAGCGCGACGAGAUCGUCGGUCUGGGGCGGGCGAACGGGAGUUUGCGGCGCAUCUCGCCGCCGCUCGCGCUGCCCGUGGACCACUACGCCGGGUCGUCGGGUUUGGACGCGCGGGGCGUCGCCGCCGCGGAGGAGCGCUACGGCCGCAACGUCGUCGAGGUCAAGGUGCCGUCGUUCCUCGCGCUCUACAAGGAGCAGCUGCUGUCGCCCAUCGCCAUGUUCCAGGUCUUCACGUCGCUGCUCUGGCUCCUCGACGCGUACUGGCAGUACGUGGGCUUCACGCUCUUCUCCAUCACGUUCAUGGAGGCGGGCACGGUCAUGCAGCGCAUGAAGACGUUGAAGUCGCUGUCGGGCAUGUCGGCCAAGGCCGCGCCCGUGCUCUGCUGGCGGUCGAAGACCUGGGUCGAGGUCGGCUCCGACGACCUCCUGCCCGGCGACUUGAUCUCCGCCAUCAAGAAAAGGCUCGCGCGCAUGGUCCACGUCGUGCCCUGCGACUGCGUUUUGGUCCGCGGGUCCGCGGUCACGAACGAGGCGACGCUCACGGGCGAGUCGACGCCCCAGAUGAAGGACGCGGUCGUGCCCGACGGCUCGGACCGGUGCCUCGACAUGAACGGCGCGGACCGCGUGUCCGUCCUGUUCUCGGGCACGGAGCUCGUCAACGCGACGGCCGGCGCCGCGCCCAAGGACGCGCCGAACCCGCCGGACGGCGGCGCCGUCGCGUUCGUGCUGCGCACGGGCUUCGCGUCGGCCCAGGGCGAGCUCAUGCAGAUGAUCGAGUUCUCCCAGCAGAACGUGUCCUCGGACACGCGGGAGACGCUCAUGGCGCUCGGCGUCCUCCUAAUCUUCGCGAUCGCGUCCGCGGCGUACGUCUUCAAGCGGGGGCUGGAGAAGGGCGACCGGACGACGCACGAGCUGCUGCUGCGCUGCGUCAUCAUCGUGACGUCCGUCGUGCCGCGCCAGCUGCCCAUGCAGAUGGCGCUCGCCGUGAACACGGCGCUGAUGGCUUUGAUGAAGGCGGGCGUCAUGGCCAUCGAGCCGUACCGCGUGCCCUUCGCGGGCCGCGUCAAGUACUGCCUCUUCGACAAGACGGGCACGCUGACGACGGACCGCCUCGUGCCCAUGGGCGUCGUCUGCCUCGACGCCGGCGGAAGCGACGCGGCGCCGCGGUCGCCGGAGCCGCUGCGGGCGAGUACGAACGCGGCCGCGGCCGUCCUCGCCGCGUGCCACUCCCUCGUCGCCGCCGAGGACGGCGCCAAGGGCACGAAGGCGAAGCUCGUCGGCGACCCCAUCGAGCUCACGGCGCUCCAGGCGCUGGGCUGGACCUACGACGCGCGGUCCGGCCGGCUCCCCGAGGGCGCGCCGCCGCGCAAGGUCACGAUCCGGAGCCGCUUCCACUUCUCGUCCGCGCUCCAGCGCAUGUCCGUCGUCGCCGACGUCGCCGACGACAACGGCGCCGUGACGACGUCGACGCUGGUCAAGGGCUCGCCCGAGGCCGUCGCCGCGCUGCUCGCCCCCGGCGCCAAGCCCGCCUGGUUCGACGCGACCUACGCGUCCCUCGCGGAGCAGGGCAUGCGCGUGCUCGCGCUCGCGUCGCGCCCGCUCCGCGCGGACGAGCGCCACGGCGACAUGUCGCGCGCGGAGCUCGAGCGCGACCUGGACUUCGCGGGCUUCGUCGCCUUCGAGUGCAAGACGCGCGCGGACUCGCGGGUCGUCAUCGAGGCGCUGACGUCGUCCGCGCACGCGGUCGCCAUGGUCACGGGCGACGCGCCCCUGACGGCGCUGCACGUCGCGCGCGAGACGACCAUCGCCGCCGCCGGCGACGAGGCGCUGCUCCUGACGCCGGACGACGCGGCGCUUUCCGGCGCGUCCUGGGUGUCGCCGCACGCGCCGCCGCGGCGGUCGCCGGAGCCCUUCGACCCGGCGGGCUCCCAACCGGCGGGGACGACGCUCGUCGUCACGGAGGCGGCCGUCGAGGCGUCGGCGUUGAAGCGCGGCGCCGCCGCCGCCGCCGCCGUCGGCGACGGCUUAGAGGAGGCCGACGCGCUCGCGGCCAAGGCCGCCGCGCGCGACGCCGCGGAGGCCGAGGUCUGGACGGCCGUCUCGCUGAGCGCGGUCGUCUUCUCGCGCAUGAGCCCCCAGGGCAAGGCGCGGAUCUGCCGGUCCCUCCAGAAGCACCACGACGGGCCCUGCGUGCUCAUGUGCGGCGACGGCGGCAACGACGUCGGCGCGCUCAAGCAGGCGGACGUCGGCCUCGCGCUGCUCGCGGGCUACGGCGACGCGAACACGACGGGCGAGGGCGGCUACGCGGCCGCGGGCGAGAAGCUCGCCAAGGCCGGCGGCUCGGCGUCGGCGGAGUCCAUCCUCAACGCCCAGGCCGAGGCGCUCCAGGACGCGCGGCAGAAUUCCGGGAAGGUGCCCAUGAUCCGGCCGGGCGACGCGUCCGUCGCCGCGCCGUUCACUAGCCGCGCGCCGUCGAUCCGCGCGGUCGUCGACCUCAUCCGCCAGGGCCGCUGCACGCUGCUCUCGAGCCUCCAGCAGCAGCAGAUCAUGGUCCUCGAGUCCGUCAUCUCGGCCUACACGCUGGCCGCGCUGUCGCUGGAGGGCGCGCGGUCGUCGGAGCGGCAGAUGAUGGCGAGCGGCUGGCUCCUGGUGGUGGCGUCGCUCGCCUUCUCCUACACGUCGCCGAUCCAGGAGAUGGCGCCCCAGCGGCCGCUGGGCAGCCUCUUCCACCCGUCCAUCGUCGUCUCCGUCGCGGGCCAGGGCCUCAUCCACGUGCUCUGCAUGCGCAUGGCCGUCAAGCUCUCGACGGAGCGCAUGGGCGACGCGGCCCUGAAGGCCGUCGACGACCUGACGGCCUGGUUCACGUCCAUGUGGUCGACGCCGUUCCUGCCGAACCUACUGAACACGGCCGUGUUUUUAGUCGAGACGUCGCAGAUGGUCGCGGUGCUCCUGGUGAACUACAAGGGCCGGCCCUGGAUGAAGGGGCUCCUGGAGAACCACGCGCUGUUCCUGUCCCUGUUCCUGAGCGUCGCGGGCGUCGUCGUCUGCGCGUGGAACGUCUUCCCCUACGGCAACUCGCUCAUCCAUCUGGCGCCGUUCCCGGACGACGACUUCCGCUGGACCAUCGUCGGCCUCGUGCUCGCGUCGCUCGCGGGCACCUUCGUCUGGGACCGCCUCUGCACGGCGCUCUUCGCGCCCCACAUCUUCCGGGCCCAGCUCGCCGAGGGGAAGAAGACGACCUUCGCGGACGUCCAGCCCAUCCUCGCGACGGCGCUCAAGGUCGCCGCGGGCACGUUCCUCCUCGUCAACGGCAACCUCGUCCUCAUCUGCGCCUGCGCCUACUUCUACAACCAGUACUCCAAGGCCAACGCCAAGGCCGAGAAGGACCGCAAGGCCGCCAUCCUCAAGGCCGCCGACGACGGCGCCGGCGCGGGCAAGUAAGGCGCGGCGUUCAGGGAUGGAAAGAGGCCACAGGUUGUUUUACAAGUAGACGCCGCCGUCCGGCGGCGCGCGCGCCUCCGUCGAUGCCGCGGCGGGCGGCGGCGGCGGCCGCGCCUCGCUCCGCGCGAUGGGCGCCGACGCCUCGAGCUUCGCGCGGAGGUCGUACUUGAGCUGGAGCGCCGCGCGCUUCCGCGCGAUGACGACGAUGUUCUCGCCGACGGCCGCGCGGAGCUCGCGGUCCGGCGCGUCCUUGAGGUGCGCCUCGAGCUCCGCGUUGGAACGCACGAGGUGCUCGAUGGCCUUCUCCUCCUCGGCGAUCUCCGCCUCGAGCUCCGGCGAGACCUUGUCGCCGAGCAGCGCCGCCAUGACGAGUCGGCGCGCCGCGCGACGAGGGCCGGAGGAAGAGCGGAGCAGCGCGCGCAGCACGACGGCGCCUUCAGAGAGCGCUCUCUCUGCCCGCACAGCUCAGCCGCUUCCUGAAUUCAGCGAGCAGCAAGAAGAAGUAAAGUAACUUAGUUGAAG